UUUCGCAUCCCGGCGCUUUCUGGGGCGUUUCGCGCUCGGCGGAGGGAGAGGGGGAAGAAUUUCGAUUUUUAAUUACUACCAUUAAAAAAAUCAAAUUUGCAAUUCUUUGGGUGGCCUGAUGGAUUCCCUGAUUGACAGCCGGAAUUGACACUCUGGGUACCUCUUAUCUCGGGCAUUUACGGCAAUUUCUAAUUGCAGGUGAUGCCGCCGGAGCCGCUGCCCAAAGCGACCGCCCGCUGCCUCGACCCGCACGGCCGCGCCAUGUCGCAGCCCGACGGGGAGCCGCUGCCCGCAGCGCUGGAGAAGGAGGACGCCCGCUCGGCGCCCAGCACCCCCUCCACGCCGUCCGUCUGCUCCCCGCCGUCCUCGUCCUCCUCCUCCACGCCGUCGGCCGGCAAGAACGUGUGCUCCAGCUGCGGGCUGGAGAUCCUCGACCGGUACCUGCUGAAGGUGAACAACCUCAUCUGGCACGUCCGCUGCCUCGAGUGCUCCGUGUGCCGGACCUCGCUGCGGCAGCAGCACAGCUGCUACAUCAAGAACAAGGAGAUCUUCUGCAAGAUGGACUACUUCAGCCGUUUUGGUACCAAGUGCGCCCGCUGCGGCCGGCAGAUCUACGCCAGUGAUUGGGUGCGGCGGGCGCGCGGCAAUGCCUACCACCUGGCCUGCUUCGCCUGCUUCUCCUGCAAGAGGCAGCUCUCCACGGGCGAGGAGUUCGGCUUGGUGGAGGAGAAGGUGCUGUGCCGGAUCCACUAUGACACCAUGAUAGAGAACCUCAAGCGAGCAGCAGAAAAUGGCAAUGGGAUCACACUGGAGGGGGCCGUGCCCUCAGAGCAGGACAGCCAGCCAAAGCCAGCCAAAAGGGCCCGCACCUCCUUCACCGCUGAGCAGCUGCAGGUCAUGCAGGCACAGUUUGCUCAGGACAACAACCCCGAUGCACAAACUCUUCAGAAACUCGCAGACAUGACGGGGCUGAGUCGGAGAGUCAUUCAGGUUUGGUUCCAGAACUGCCGAGCCCGCCAUAAAAAACACACUCCCCAGCACACGGUGCCGCCCUCGGGGCCCCCCCCGCCCCGCAUCCCCUCCUCCCUCGCCGAGGACAUCCACUAUUCGCCCUUCAGCAGCCCGGAGAGGGCCCGCAUGGUGACACUGCAUGGAUACAUUGAGAGUCAGGUACAGUGUGGACAAGUGCACUGUAGACUUCCCUACACGGCUCCUCCAGUGCACCUCAAAGCAGACAUGGAAGGACCGCUAUCGAAUAGGGGCGAGAAGGUCAUCCUCUUUCAGUACUGACUCCGCAAGCUCUUCCUCGCCUGCCCAUGGCGCUCCCAGCACCACUGCCCCUCAGUCGCUGAAACGCAGUGUCCAGCCCAAGGCAACUGUUCUCAGUCAUGCAGGAGAAACUCAGAUUCGGCAUUCUCGGUUAUUCCCAUUGACCAGCAUCUAACAUCCACUCUUAUUUCUCCAGCAACACUCUGUGUAUGUGUGUGUCAAGUGCAGAGUUGCAUUUUUCACUUGUUUCUUGUGGACUUGUAGAAUGACAGUGAGUCUCUCCAAGACAAUGCCAGACACAGCCCAAAUGAGUGACUGCUGUGCUUACAAACCUUGCUCCCAAGCCGUGGGCACAUGAACACAUCAGUACACGCUGAGUCACGGGGGGUUGGAUGAUCACCCACGAAUAUAAAGAAAGGAGGAAUUUACACAGUUUGGCCUGAUUCUCUUUUUGCACCAGUGAAGCACUGUUGGUUCCCGGACAUCCCUCCUCAUUUACACUUGCAUGUGUGAGACUUGAAAUGGGCUCUGGCUCAGCAACUCAGAGCACACGGAGGACUCCUGAGCCAAAGUCACAGGUAGCUGUGACUCCACUAAGUGGAAAACACGAUGCCAGCUGGAAAUAGGCAGUUUUUCUUCCUUCUCAAAGUGCUUUAGAAUCACAUGCCCUUUGAUCACUCUGUAAGGUAAGUAAAUCUUAGUGUUCCCCCCAUUUUAUAGGAGGGGAUAUGGAGAUGUCCUGAACUGAAAGGAGUGGUAGGGUUGGUCGGUGGCAGAGCCAGGCUUGGCACUCUGAAGGUUUUAAUUGCUGACUUGUUCUCAGAGCACCGACUGUCUCUCCUCUCACAGCCAUUUGCCAAAUCUUUUUAUUAUUAUUAUUCUCGUUCCUUAUUAACAAGCUACUUUAUUUCCUUUAAGUCAUGUUGGAUGAUGAAUGGGUGAUUUGGGAAUGUACCUACACCAAACUCCUAGAUGCUCCAUACACUGGGACUGAGAAAUCCUUAAGGGAAGCUCACCAGUAGAUGUGUAGAAGUGACUUGCUCUGGCGUGGACCCCAGGAGAGGGGCCCAGCUCUGGGCUCAGUGAGUGAGAAGAGCAGGGAGGGACCGGGGAGCAGCCAGGGAAGUUCUGCCAGCAGUGAGGCCGGCAGGCAGCGAGGCAAUGCGUGUUCCUCCAUCUGGCAGCACCUGCUCACCCCUAUCCCUUACCAGAGCAAGGCAGCUGCUCCUGCCAGGUCCCUGGAUGAGGCACAGUCCUGACCGGUUGUGCACGGAGGAGCAGGCGUGUGGGGCUCACCCUUGGGGCAGUCUCAUGGCAACAACAAAGGAAGUACUCGGCCGUCUGGCCGCAGAUCAGGAAAAAAGCUCUGAAAUGAUACUUCAUUGAUGGUAAUAACAAAAAGUAAACAGCUAGCAUUUGCCAGCCCUUCUCAGCUUGCACUGAGCCAAGAGCCAAGGUUGCUAACAAAGCCCCUCUCCAUGGGAGCACAUGGGUCUGUCUUGCUGCUUACUUUCAGGAGGCAGCAUUUCCGAGAAUGUGAAAGCCUGCAAUGAGCCACAGUCAGUGCGUAACGUGACUGAGCUGUGCCUGAGGAGCAGAAGACAGGAAUCUAUCAGUUAUGUAACUUGUUUUUAAUUCAAGCCGUAGAUACUCGUGUUUUUCUCUCUGGAGAUCAAUUUCCAGCAUCAGCCCUGCAUGGUGAGCUGGUGGCACCGGCUCACACUGCGUCUGCUGGGUGGGCACCAAGUUCUCUUGGUUGGAGAAAUAGCUGAACACCAGCACACGUUGAUAUCCUGAAAGAAAUACAUACACAUACCUCUGUGUGUAUGUGUGUGUGUGUAUGUAAAAGAGAGACUGCUGUAAUAUUUGGACAGCUAGGCCAGUGUUCUAAUUGCAGCCAGCAGCUAGCAGCUCUAUUCUCAGUCUGAAAUAACAUUUGGAAGGAGAGAGGAAAUUAGGUGCGCAAAGUGCUACUGUCACCAUCUGACAUGUGAAUACCCACUCCCAGUGUGUGCCCAAACACACCCUGUGCGUGGCCUGGCAGGAGGCACUGCUCCCCAGCAUCUCCUUGGGCAGGAGCAGCCCUAAGGUGCCGCGUUUGUGUCCCUUCUCCCUGCCUGUAGAGGUGAGCACAGGCCCAGCACACCUCCAUGGGCUGUGAGCAGAGCUCUUUGCUUCCUGCAUGUCGCUGUGUGUGCACAGCUCAGCCGGGAGAGCUGCUGGUUCGGGGGUCACCAGGGCCCCACUCCUCCUCAAUUCGAGCUUGCACGUUCAAGUGAUUGUUAGGCUGUGGAAUUGGAGCUGUUAGCAGAUGGGUAGCUAACAGGUCCAAGCUGAGGCUGAAGGAGAGACCUCAGGCUGUGAGGUGACCUGACGGCCUGCAGCGCUUGAGAUUCCCACAACGGUUUUUUGAGGGAGAAAGCGGUCUCUUGUAUUUAUCUUCUGUCUCAGCAGUGCCACGAAAGAGAGGCUGUUAAACACAUAUCUGCAAACUAUCAGCUGAGUUGCUGAUGACAAACCACUUGAGAAUCACACUGUACGUCCGAGUUGUGAGAUGGACUCUGUUGGGAGUGGCUGUAAUGCAUGGGCUGGGGAGGGCAGGCGCAGCGGGGAGCAUCGCUGUGCAGCACGGGCUGAGGGCAGCUUCCCACAGGUAGCCACGAGCAGCUUUGCUAAUUCAGA
Lagopus muta (rock ptarmigan) is the source of this 3951-nucleotide messenger RNA. RefSeq names its product LIM homeobox 6 (gene LHX6). Lineage: Eukaryota; Metazoa; Chordata; Aves; Galliformes; Phasianidae. The record is from RefSeq and is a predicted model, not a curated record. Gene Ontology annotation, biological process: regulation of transcription by RNA polymerase II; neuron differentiation; forebrain neuron development. Gene Ontology annotation, cellular component: nucleus. Gene Ontology annotation, molecular function: DNA-binding transcription factor activity, RNA polymerase II-specific; RNA polymerase II transcription regulatory region sequence-specific DNA binding. The transcript has 10 exons. The coding region runs from base 202 to 1290 and encodes 362 amino acids.